Molecule: messenger RNA, 1074 nt
Organism: Triticum turgidum subsp. durum (durum wheat)
Lineage: Eukaryota; Viridiplantae; Streptophyta; Magnoliopsida; Poales; Poaceae
Source: the annotation of a GenBank genome assembly
AUGAAGCUCCAUCUCCUGGUGAAGGUCCUGUUCGGGCCCGUGCCGGUCUACUUCUCGGCGCUGGCCAUCCUCAUCCUGCUGACCAACGCGCAGUACUUCGGGCUCGGCGGCGUCGGCGUGCCGCGCGCCACCAAGCUGGCGUCGUCCACGCCGGUGGUGAGCGUGAUGAAGUACUGCGACAUCUUCCGCGGCGAGUGGGUGCCCGACGCGGAGGCGCCCUACUACACCCACAAGACGUGCGGCAUGAUCCAGGAGCACCAGAACUGCCUCAAAUACGGCCGCCCCGACCUCGGCUUCCUCAAGUGGCGGUGGAGGCCGUCCGGCUGCGAGCUGCCGCGCUUCGACCCCGUCCAGUUCCUGCAGUUCGUCCGCCACAAGUCUCUGGCCUUCGUCGGGGACUCCCUGGCUCGCAACCAUAUGCAGUCCCUGCUCUGCCUCCUCUCACAGGUGGCGUAUCCCAAGGACAUCUCGGCGAACCCGACGGACCAGAACAAGGUGUACCACUACCGGGCGUACAACUUCACCAUCAACAUGUUCUGGUCGCCGUUCCUGGUGCGGGCGCGGGAGCCCGACCACGACGACCCGGCGCACACGGGGCACUACAGCCUGUACCUGGACGAGCCGGACGACAAGUGGGUGUCGCAGCGCAAGGCGUGGCGGGUGUCGCUGCGGGCGAUCAACGCCCUGGAGGCCAAGGUGAAGGGGCGGGUGAUGGUGCGGAUGCUGUCGCCCAUGUCGCACUUCGAGAACGGGACAUGGGACCAGGGCGGCAACUGCAAGCGGACGGAGCCGGUCCGGAGCAACCAGACGGUGAUGGAGGGCCGCGACCUGCACUUCUACACGGCGCAGAUGGAGGAGUACCGCGCCGCGGAGAAGGCCGCGCGGGCCAAGGGGCUGCGGCUGAUGCUCAUGGACGCCACGGCCGCCAUGCUGAUGCGGCCCGACGGCCACCCCAGCCGCUACGGCCACUGGCCCAACGAGAAGGUGCAGCUCUACAACGACUGCAUCCAUUGGUGCCUGCCCGGCCCCAUCGACAUCUGGAACGACCUCUUGUUCCAGAUGAUGCUCGUCUAG